AUGCAGAUACCACUGCGGAUGCCAACACCGGUACCGAGGCCACCAGCAUGGAUGCCAUCACCAAUGCCAACACCAGCACCAGUGAGGAUGGCAACACCGGUGCCAAUACCAGUGCAGAUGCUGACACUGGUACUGAUGCCACCAGUGCAGAUGCCAACACCGGUACCAGUGAGGAUGCUGAGACUG
This is a messenger RNA of Eurypyga helias (sunbittern), 186 nucleotides long. RefSeq names its product selenoprotein V (gene SELENOV). The annotation marks the transcript as partial. The transcript has 2 exons. NCBI's taxonomy places the organism in Eukaryota, Metazoa, Chordata, Aves, Eurypygiformes, Eurypygidae. The record is from RefSeq and is a predicted model, not a curated record.